Molecule: messenger RNA, 1476 nt
Organism: Acytostelium subglobosum LB1
Lineage: Eukaryota; Evosea; Eumycetozoa; Acytosteliales; Acytosteliaceae
Exons: 1
Coding region: 1-1476 (491 amino acids)
Source: RefSeq, a predicted model, not a curated record
AUGAACUUUGAGUUCUUGUUGAGAAAUGGAGCUGCGGCUGGAACUGUUCCGCCACAGGUCAUGUCGACACCACCACCCCCACACUUGUUGGCAACAUCUUACCCAAUCUCAAAUCUGGUCAGGUCACCUUCAUCCAGAGGUUCAGAAGACAAUGGCAACGCAACAGACAAUACACAGACACAUAACAACAACAACAACAACAACAACAACAACAACAACAACAUUAGUAGUAGCAAUAGUAAUAGAAGCAGCACCGAUAAUGACAACCACAGCCACAGCAACAUCAACAUAAUGAACAACAACAACAAUAAUAACAACGGAAACAACUUUGAAAUACAAUGGACACAAAGACCAAGGAAGCCACUCCAGCCUAGCAACAAUCAACAUCAACAUCAACAACUUCUUCAUCCACACCAACAUCAACAAGAGACUGAUAUAAAGCCAUCAUCAACUAGUACUACACUCACACCUACACUGCAAUCACUGACCACAUCGACGUUGGCCACACCAACAUCACCAAUCGUGAUCGGAUCAUCAUCAAUGAUAGACCCAACAAGGACACAAUCACCAAUGAGUCUGACGGGUGUGUCCGUCAAGGAGCAACACAAUCACAAUCCCCUGGGAGUGCUCCAAUCACUUCAAUCGACACCACCAAUACCACCUCCAACACUCCAUCAAUCACCUGUACAUACUUCAAUCAACAGCAAUAGCAACAGCAGUAGUAGCAGCAGCAAACAGAGCAGUAGCAGCAAGAGUAGCAAGUCAAGCAAGACAUCUGGAAACAAUGAGGACAAGGACAAGGACAAGGACAAAGACAAGGUCAAGGACAGGGAUAAGGACAAGGAAAAGGACAAGCUUAAAUCAACGCCAACAUCAUCGUCAAAGAAGAAGAAACAAAAGAAGACCUAUAUCCAACCUCCAAACUAUUCAAAGUCCACUGGUCCAGUGAUCGUCACGGCCACAUCAUCAACAGGAACACCCACUCCCCACGUGCAGUAUCCUGACGCGGCCGCCAACGCCACCGCCAUUGCCAUUGCCACUGCCACUGCCUCCACUCCCCUGAAGGAGCUGACGCAAGAGGACACAGAAUCAUUUGUAAAUAUACUCUUGGGCCUGAAGGACAUCCAGCAACAACAACAUCAACAACGCCAACAACAGCUGGAUCUGCAUCAACAGCUCCAACUGCAGCAGAUGCAGCAACAACAGAUGCAACAGCAGCAGAUCCAACUGCAACAACAGCAACAGUCGCUCAAGAAGCGCGCCGUAUCUGAUUCCAUUCAAACAGUGGUCAACGCAACACAUGGACACUACUCGCAUCUACAAUCAUUGGACACCAUGGCCACCAAGUAUCAUCAUCACGCCUCCAAAAAGACCAAGACUCCAUCCUCUGCCGCCGCCACCGCCAUUACAUCAUCUCUAGUGGACAACUCUAGACCAGGCGAAAGGGCGCAACCCAACGUGCAUCCAAUACAUUGA